UGGUGGUCAUCAUAUAUGAAGUUGCUGAUAUUUAGAUAUGGAUUUUGUACAUAUCUUUAUCUAAAUUAUCUUAAUUUAGACAAUUUUUAAUUCCCUGAUAAUAUUUCAGUGCGUUUAGUGUAUUUUAAUAAAAUUGUGCCUGUCAUAUUAAUUAAAAAUGUCAUCCGACGAUGAGAAACCUCCAGCACCCCCUGUCAGAUUGACAUCAAAUAGGGGGACUGAUUUGGUUAACAGUUCUAUAGCUGUAGACAGACCUCUUCCUAAAGAACCAGACGAUGUAGAUAGAAAAAAGAAAAAUCCUAAAAUAAAGAAAACACAUAAAUUAUCAACAUAUUCUUCGGAUAAACCAAAUAUAUCAUACCCAACCAAUUUUGAACAUACGGUGCAUGUCGGUUUUGAUCCUGUAUCAGGAGAGUUUACGGGUAUGCCAGAAGCAUGGUCCAGGUUGUUAAUGAAUUCCAACAUUAGUAAACAAGAGCAAAAGAAUAAUCCUCAAGCUGUGUUAGAUGUUCUUAAUUGGUAUGAUACAAGUUCAAAAGAACCCCCAGAUACGAAGUAUAUGACUAAAACUACCACCACCACACAUUCUGGUUCAUCACUGAGUCGUGUGUCAAGUUCAAGCCCCAGUAGUACAACCCCUACAGAAGCCGAAGGGGGCCCACAAUCGUACCACAGUCCAGCACAUGCACCUAGUUUGGAAAUUGAAGAUGAAGCCCCACCACCGCCUAUUGCUAGCAGGCCUGAACGUACCAAAAGUAUUUACACUAAGCCUAUUGAGGAAGUUCCACCAGCUAAUACGAACACUAGCACUCCCCACAGCCUUAGUCCAGUUCAAACAACGCCGACACAUGCCGCUAAUUCCAAUACAAACAGCACUUCCUCAGCCCCACUUCUUGAUAGAAACAAGAAUCAAGCUGGCCCCGAAAUGUCCAGAGCAGCAUCGGAGAAGAGAAAAAAGAAAAUGAGCGACGAAGAAAUUCUAGAGAAAUUAAGAAGUAUUGUCUCUGUAGGGGAUCCGAAUAGGAAGUAUACGAAAAUUGAAAAAAUUGGCCAAGGGGCUUCGGGUACAGUGUACACAGCAAUAGAAACAGGCACUGGUAUGGAAGUCGCCAUUAAGCAAAUGAAUUUAUCACAGCAGCCUAAAAAAGAAUUAAUUAUUAAUGAAAUUCUAGUCAUGCGAGAAAAUAAACAUGGCAAUGUUGUAAAUUAUUUAGACAGUUAUCUAGUUAAUGAGGAACUCUGGGUUGUGAUGGAAUAUUUACCAGGUGGUUCCCUGACUGAUGUGGUGACGGAAACCUGCAUGGACGAGGGGCAGAUAGCAGCUGUUUGCAGGGAGGUUUUGCAGGCCUUAGACUUCUUGCAUUCUAAUCAAGUUAUUCACAGGGACAUCAAAUCUGAUAAUAUUUUGCUUGGUCUUGAUGGAUCGGUAAAACUGACUGAUUUUGGUUUUUGUGCUCAAAUUAGUCCAGAACAAUCAAAAAGGACAACAAUGGUAGGGACUCCAUAUUGGAUGGCCCCUGAAGUUGUUACUAGAAAGCAAUAUGGGCCUAAGGUAGACGUUUGGUCUCUAGGUAUUAUGGCGAUAGAGAUGAUAGAAGGGGAACCACCUUAUUUAAAUGAAAAUCCGCUUAGGGCCCUAUAUCUCAUUGCCACACAUGGUAAACCAGAAAUUAAAGAGAAAGAAAAACUUUCACCUGCCUUCCAAAAUUUUCUGGAUAAUUGUUUGGAGGUUGAUGUAGAUGCGAGAUCGUCUGCCCGUGAUUUGUUAAAGCACCCAUUUUUGAAGACAGCUCGUCCCCUUGCGAGUUUAACUCCAUUGAUUUUAGCGGCAAAAGAGGCUACUGCAAAACAGCACUAGCAUUAGGAAAGCCACAGUUGGCUAAUGUACUAUACAUGUGACAGACUAUAUCCCAUGUUACUAGAAAUGCAUAAUUUUAUGUUAUGAAAUAUACCAUGUAUUAUAUAAUAUAUAGUAAUAGAUUUUAAUUCAAUUUAUUAUUCUCGCUUUGCAGUUCUAGUAAUAUAGGUUGUAUUUUCUUAGGGACGUAAGCAUUUUAUCUAUAGUAAGUUUGGCUAAAGAAAAGUAAGUGAUAAAUAUUAAUAGAGGUGGAAAGGAUGAGAAUUGUACAUUAUUACAAUAUCUAUUGAAACUUGUUUACUUACUUUUUUUUCACCAAGUCCUUCUAUGUUCAUAUUGACAGGAGACUGUGCCUAAUUUCACAAUAAGCGCAUGUAAUAACGAGGCAUUAUUUGUAUUGGUUUGUGUAGCCGUCAUCUAAAGUGGUGGCCUUUACGAUGAUUAAUGAAAACUAUAAACCCAGGUAGCUAUAAUGUAUAUUUACAAAACAAAUAAGUUAUCGCAAUUUAGAGUUCGAUAGUUAAUUAACUUUUUUUUAAGAUUUGUUUUAUUUUUAGUAUGGUGGAUCAUAAUAUCUAAAUUGUUAUAGUUGUUGCAGUUGCCAAAUUACAAUAAUACCAAAUUAAAAUUAUUACUUUGCAAAAUCUUACGAAAACUUCAAGACUUCGGAAACUGUGAUCAAAUUAAUCCGAUUAUUAAAAUCACUGAUAUUGUCGUUUAAAUAAUGAACCAGUUCAAGUUAAAAAAAAACUCGCAAAAUAAUCAAGUUGAUCAGAUUUUAAUCAUGUUUCGAUUUUUUUUUACUUGAAAUGUGUAGGUUAAAACUUGAAACGGAUUAGCUAUUUUAUCUAAAUUUAGGCCACAGAAGAAAUAUAUCCCCUGUACAGAAUUUAUAUCCUAUAAAGCCAUAAAGUUAAUAUGAAUUGAGUGGCAAUGAUACAAAAUGGUACAUAGUGGACUGAAAGAAUGACGAAGGUAGGGAAAUAUUUGUUGCAGCUAUAAUAUCAACCUCAUCCCCAUUUUCCUCCCUGCUGAUCGUGCUGAUCGUGAAAAUGUUGAUCACGAUACUCCCCAACCUACGCAACUGCCUCGAACGGCCCAACUGCUCUUACUUCUCAUUCUUGUCCUAAAAACAAGCCAUAUGUUUUCUCACGUUUUCAAGGGUGCUGAUCACGACCCCCAAUCCUCGUAACCCUUUUGUUCAGGCCAAAACUACCCCGAAUCUGAUUUAGUGGAAGAUUGAGGCCAAUUUUAACUGUUUGAAAGGGAUUCAACACCCUCGAUAACGGGUGCUUAUGCGUUCUCUAUACAGUACUCAUAAUUAAAUGUGGAGCGGUCCAUAUUUAAUAGAAGUCAGUGGUGUGCCUUGCCACCAAUGUUUGCCAAAUUUUACUUUCAAAUGUAAUCAAUUCAAGCCUCAAAUAUCACCAAAGUGAAAAGGAAAUCACCCAAAAUGUGAAAUGAAUACAUAAUAUUUAUUUCUUAAAUUAAAAUAUGUUCAUUAGAAGCAGAUCUGAGCAGUAAAAACACAACAAUGUUAACUACAGUAUAGACUCUUUAAUCCGAAUAUCCACUAAUCCGGCCCGUCGAAUGCCCGUUUCAGUGGUCCGAACAAAACUCUUUAAUUCGAACAAAAUUCGGUUUAACGUAUAUAGUUUGGAAUAUAGAGUUAGACUACAUAAUAAAAAGUAACCGCUAAAAACCUAAUUCUCCAGCAGUAUCGAGGAAACCCUUUUAUGCGAGUCAGAACCUUUCUUGAUUAGAUCUUUUUAGUUGAAAUAUUAUUGCCAUGCAAACAUGCCGCAAAAAAUAGCGCGUCACACGUUAACCCUUUUGCAAAAAGUGGAUAUUCCAAAUAAAUUGGUUUUUUUAAAGUCUUCUUUUUUAUUUUUAAUAAAUGCAUAUCCAUAUUUUACGAUAAUGUUUGGUUCUAUUGUUAUUUUUUGCCUUCUCAGUAACAUAAAAUCUAAUUCAUAUUAUAUGUAUGUACAUAAACAUAAAUAUCUAUACGUACAUAUUUACUAUCCAGUAAUCUGAAAAUAUCGGUAAUUCGAACUUAUCUCUUUAAGCCCGUGUCUUAAUUAGUUCGGAUUAAAGAGUCUUUACUGUAUUUAUGCCAGAGCAGAUGAUUUUAUUUGACUUAACUUAACAAAUCACUUGAUCAAGGUUACGAGGAGCGACUGUUCAUUUUCCUUUAUUUUAUAACAAAUUUUAUACAAUAGUAUAUCAUGAAUGUUGAAGAGCAGAGGAAAAUGAAAAUAUUUUAAUUUCUAUACUGCCAUGGAGGCUACGAUUUUAAUAGUUUUUACUUAAUUUUGACUUUUCUAUUCCAAAUGUGUGGUCCUACUGUACAUAACUAGUGAUAAUUUAAAAGAAAAUACAUGUAACGUAACUAAUACUUUGCACAUUACUCAAAAAACCCUAAGGAAAUAUAUUCAAAAUUAACUUAAAAGUUCAGUAUCAGACAACUUGGAUUACUGAAAUUAAUGGCAGUAUGAUGUUUGAUAACAGUUUGAAAUCCUGCAUGAAUAUCAAACUUCUAGUCAGGGUGUACUUUUAAAUUCUGUCAAACUAUCAAAACAACCUGAUUUUAAAAUCAGUUGAUCUGAUUUGACCAACAAUGAAAAAAUUCUGUAAGUAUAUUGAACUUAUUGUAAUUAUAUUUAAAAAAUUCUGGUAAUUUUAUUAACAUUACAAUAUACAGGUAUACAAGACAAGAGCAUUUGUCUAAUUAUUGAUACUGCCCACAGUUUUAGAAAAUAGGCUACCUGCGGCCAUGAGGCAGCGCCGUCGAUACCCUCAGAUCUAAAAAAGCGUCUCAAAAAGAGGCAAUUUGUUAUUUAAACUAUUAUAAUAGGGUAAUACAUGUAAUAAAUACUAAUGAUAAAUGCGUAAUUUGUCAAAUCUAAGGAUGUCGAUCGCUACACCCUUUGGAUCCUGAUGGCCUAAAAACUUCAAGAUUUGUGGGCAAGUGUCGGCAUGGGCUCAAAGUAAGCACUUUGACUUAUCUCGUAGCUUAACUUAUAAAACUAAAUCAUGUUUUUUGCACAUUAAGACAAUUGUGUUGGUAAGGUGUUGUUAAACCACAUAGUUUCUCCAGCAAAUAUGGACAGUAAAACAAAAUAUUUUCAAGUUUCAAAUAAUGCUUAAAUUAAGAUUCCAAAAAUGAGACAAUGAGUACUUUCUCAAGAUUCAAAGACAGCUGUUAUUAAUCCAUCUGAUCUGAUUAAAAUUUUCAAAAACGUUUUUAAUGUUCAUUUUAUAAAAUUCUUGAGAUAUCAAUUUACGUUUAGUUCAUCUUAAGGGCCACCAUUGCCUCAAUGCUAUUUAUUUUGCUUUAGCUUUAUUGAUUAGAGUAAGUUUAUUAAACUAGGCAGUUCCUAUUUUAAAUUUUUCCACAUUUAAUGUCUGUGUGCCAAAAAUCGGUUGCUAAAGUUAUGAACUGAUAAAAUAGACAUUCUAAUAAAUAUGUGUAUUUGUCUUGCUCCAUAUUUAUUUAUACGUUAUUUACAAAAUGUACCGAUAUGUUUGCAUAUAGACAUUUAAUAAUUUGUACUGAUUUUAAUAUGUUUGUUAAUAAAAUUUGUACAUAAGUAAUUUUACUAUUGAGCUUUCAUUACAAAAGUAUUGUAUAUUUAUUUUUCUAAUUCUACUAGACCUAACAGGUUUUCUUCGUUUUUUUAUUAUAUUUUGUAAUAAAUUUAGAAUGAAAUAUAUUAUAAAACAAUAUAAGAACAAAGAAGUAUAGAGAGAAUGAGAGUAUGGCUGUUCAAUUAGUUAUAGUAUUUUUGCACUAGUAUUUAUGAAAAAAAUAUAAUGUGAUUGCGUAGAUAUAUUGUCGCCAAUGAAAGAUGGUAGCGAGUGAAAAAUAAAUCAUUUUAUAAUUA
Anoplophora glabripennis (Asian longhorned beetle) is the source of this 5745-nucleotide messenger RNA. RefSeq names its product serine/threonine-protein kinase PAK 3 (gene Pak). Gene Ontology annotation, molecular function: ATP binding; protein serine/threonine kinase activity. Gene Ontology annotation, biological process: regulation of axonogenesis; regulation of MAPK cascade; protein phosphorylation. Gene Ontology annotation, cellular component: cytoplasm. The coding region runs from base 158 to 1858 and encodes 566 amino acids. The record is from RefSeq and is a predicted model, not a curated record. The transcript has 10 exons. Lineage: Eukaryota; Metazoa; Arthropoda; Insecta; Coleoptera; Cerambycidae.